AUGGUAGCGAAACCCGAUAAUUCCGAAAAUAUUGGCAAUGAAGUUGUUUUUGAGUUCAAACGCUAUGUUUGGAUCAAUGCAGAAGCGAGACGAAAACGAAAUCGCAACAAAUAUAAAAGCGAACAAGCGGAGAUGUAUCAAACGAUGGAAAACAGAACUUCUGAACAACCCCAGCAAGCCAAUUUGAUUGCCCCAGGCGAAAUUAUGCUAUUUUUGGGAGAGGAGAAGGAAGCGCAAUCUUCAAUAACGACAGAAAACCAGAAAGACGACACAAAAAAAGAAAAGAAAGGAAAAAGAGCUCAUGAGGCGGGAUAA
Molecule: messenger RNA, 315 nt
Organism: Auanema sp. JU1783
Lineage: Eukaryota; Metazoa; Nematoda; Chromadorea; Rhabditida; Rhabditidae
Source: the annotation of a GenBank genome assembly